Colletotrichum phormii is the source of this 1072-nucleotide messenger RNA. Its product is annotated as Extradiol ring-cleavage dioxygenase, class III enzyme, subunit B. NCBI's taxonomy places the organism in Eukaryota, Fungi, Ascomycota, Sordariomycetes, Glomerellales, Glomerellaceae. Bases 45 to 665 code for a protein of 206 amino acids. The record is from RefSeq and is a predicted model, not a curated record. The transcript has a single exon. Gene Ontology annotation, molecular function: ferrous iron binding; zinc ion binding; oxidoreductase activity, acting on single donors with incorporation of molecular oxygen.
GCAGAUCUAUCAUAAUCAUCAGAAAACACUUAUUUUCUAUCAUCAUGGCAAUUCCAGAGACACACCGCGCCCCAUCCCUGUUCAUCAGCCAUGGAGCAGGCCCCCUCCCACUCAUCCACCCAGACUUGGAGGAUUUCCGGCAGCAAGUCGCCAAAUUGGGCAGCAGGCUCGAUGGCGUCAAAGGAAUUAUCCUCCUUUCAGCUCAUUGGGAAUCCAAUGAGCCCGAAAUCACUGCCCUUGAGGACUCUGGUCUCUAUUUCGACUACGGAAAUGUAGCCGCAGCCCAAGCCCUCGUGCCACCCGAGGCCUACGAGACCAAAUACUCUAUCCUCGGAAACGCAGCAUUAGCCGCGGAAAUCAACAAGCGCCUUCUGGACUGCGGAUUUCAACCGGUCCUAGAUUAUAAACGAGGCCUGGAUCACGGUGUCUUUGUCCCGCUCAAGAUCAUGCGAUCAAACGCAGACAUACCGGUUGUCCAAGUGUCUGUUCUAACUAGGAAAGACGAGGAGGAGGCCACAGACAAGAACCUAAGUCUUGGUCGCGCCUUGGAGUACUUCCGAGACUUCGGGUACACUAUCAUGGGAAGCGGUGGGUCAUACCAUGACUUCCUGACCAUGAAAGACGUGUUCCAAGGGGCUGGCGAGCUUCCCUCUGGGGCCGAAUAGUUUGAGAACUACCUCAAGUCCACGGCGGCAAUCUCUGACGCAAGAACUCGCGAGAAGGCGCUUAAGCGCUGGCGAGAAACCCCGUCGAGCUGUGUCUCAUGUGAAAGCUGAGGCUGAACACUUUUGGCCGUUUCUCGUUGCAGCUGGCAGCGGGGGAGACACUGCUGGGCAGCAAAUCCUCAAGCUCCUAUCUCAGGGCGUACCCAUGAGCUUCUACGAGUGGUAAACAAUGGUGAGGGGUGGACAAAGGUGACUGGUUGGCAGCGCGUGCCUUAGCUCUGGUUCUUGGACAACCAUGGCUGUGUACUUUUCAUACAUUCAUACGGAGCCAAGUAGCUUGCUUCGCCAGGGAAUAAAAUUAAGGUGUUACUUCCAGAGUCCCCACGCGAGGUAGCGGCUGCCCAAGG